Macrobrachium nipponense is the source of this 1879-nucleotide messenger RNA. RefSeq names its product nidogen-2-like. Gene Ontology annotation, molecular function: calcium ion binding. The record is from RefSeq and is a predicted model, not a curated record. The transcript has 16 exons. The coding region runs from base 67 to 1449 and encodes 460 amino acids. Lineage: Eukaryota; Metazoa; Arthropoda; Malacostraca; Decapoda; Palaemonidae.
GAGAACUGGGUAUAUAAAGACCCAGGGCUGCAUCAGGUAGGCAGGUAGUCUGUGGGUUACAGGAAAAUGACUGCCAUUACUCUUGUCCUCCUCGCUGUUGUUCUAACAGCGAGGGAAUUUGCCUACGGUCAGCAGUGGCAGGAUAUUUACAUCACAGAAGCAAGAAAAGGAAUGGCAGACUUUAAGAAGAAGCAAAAUGAGAUCCUGGAGGUACUCAACGGAUUUGAAGACCUUCAGCAGAAGCAGAAUGACAUACUGGCGAAGCUCUCAGGAUAUGGAGACCUUCAGCAGAAACAGAACGACAUACUAGCGAAGCUCUCAGAAAUGCAGAAGAAGCUGGGCUAUGUGGAGAGCAAUCUUGAAGAACUUCAUCGUGACCUGGAACUCGUGAAAGGUGCAGUGAACAACACCCAGAACUCCUUGCAAAGUGCAGUGAACAGCAACCAGGACUCCUUGCAAAAUAUCUCGGCGAAACUGGAGACAUUAGAAGAGAUCCAUCAGGAAACCAAAGGCUGCCUCGGAAGGGAGGACUUGGAACACUUCAAGAACAUAUCAUCAGCUGGACUACAAGAACUGGAUUCUUUCCUUCACCAGGAAAUAUCUGGUGUCAUCUCUUUGUUGGAGACUGGAGGAAUAGAUGAGUGCUCAGAGGGAAGCCACAACUGCACUAAUUAUGAAGCUUGCGCUGACAAGCUAUUCAAAUAUCAAUGUUCCUGUUUUCCCGGAUUUGCACGGGAUGGUUCGCGCUGUGAAGACGUGGACGAAUGUGCCCAAGGGAAGGACGAGUGCAGCCCCCUGGCAACAUGCAGGAACUCGGUCGGGAGUUACAGCUGCUCCUGCAACCCACCUUCUGAGGGAGAUGGGCAAUCCUGUUCCUGCCCUCCUGGAUUUGCACAGAAGGGUUCAAAUUGUGAAGACAUCGACGAGUGCGCCCAAGGGAAGGCAGAGUGCAGCCUCAAGGCGACCUGCAGGAACUCCAUCGGGAGUUACAGCUGCUCCUGCAACCCACCUUUCGAGGGAGAUGGACGAACAUGUGAGUUCCCGUGCGAAAGCCAGGCCGAGUACCUCGAGGGUCUGAGAUGCGUGAAGUUUGUGAAGGAAUGGAAGACCUUUGAGGAGAUGAACGCCACUUGCCACCAGGCAGGUGGUCGAUUCCUUCAGGACUUCUCCGUUGAACGUUUACAGGAAGUUGGUUGGGCUUUUAGUUAUAGAGGAGGAUGGAUAGGCGUCCAAGAAGGGAAAUGGCUGGAGAGUGGACGCCCUCUACAAGAGGAGCUUUGGACGGAAUAUUCCCAGCGAUCAGACCCUUCCGGGAGGAAAGGGCUUUGUGGCUUCAUUUAUAGCGAUCGUUCUUCUUUUUCUUACAAAGUGGGUCAAAUUGAUUGUUCUGUUAAGAGACGGGGUUACUGCCAGUUCAUAAACCCAGUCAACAUGAGUCAGUCAACAUGAGGCUGAUCUUGUGUGGGGAGGAGGAGGCAGAAUAAUAAUAAUAAUAAUAAUAAUAAUAAUAAUAAUAAUAAUAAUAAUAAUAAUAAUAAUAAUAAUAAUAAUAAUAAUAAUAUCACUAAAUCAAUACUCCUUCCUUCUUUGACAACAAAUUAUCGUAUGUUAUAAUAUUCAUUCAUUUAGACUCUGUUGCUUUUCAUUGAUGCUGUUCUUCUGUGUAAACCUCCUCUGAGGAUAUAUUGAUAAUAAUAAUAAUUAAUAAUGCUUUAGUGCUUUGCAAAGGUUAGUUCAUAUAUAGAUAGCCAUAACCUUUCAUUAUACACUUUGCGAUUAUGAUGGGAUAUGUUUGGCAUAAAACAGAAUUGUUAUAAUUCUCUUCAACGUGACAUUUCAACAAUAUACUAUGCAUGUUCUUUCAGCAGCACUUGUUCUU